AUGCAUCGUUCCCCUAGUCAUAGGAACAGCAGCGCUUUCAGUCCCAACGCAAACCCAAAUGAGGAUUGGACCAAGAUCCCCGAUCUUGCGGAGCGUCGGCGCAUUCAAAACCGCAUUGCGCAACGAAACUACCGCAAGAAGCUGAAGCGAAGACUGGAGGAUCUAGAGCGCGGUGCAGCAUCUUCUGCCUCCCCAGAAGCCUCACACGCUGAGCCGGUAGCACGUCCCAAGGCUGCGCCUAACAAGGCUCGCUCGAAACAACAACGAGCCAACAAAGCCAACAAAGCCACCGAGAACAAAGCGCACUCAGUACACGCCUCAACAAGCGAGGGCCCAGCCUCUUACGAGUAUUACAACAACACCACACAAGAUGAACGCGGUAUGUUCGGACAACAAUGUACCCGCCAACUAUCCGCCUCGCCGCCACCAGUCUUCUCCUACCUACCACUACCAUCCUACGACGGCCAUAUUUCGUUCACCGAAUAUGGCGAGCCAGUUGCUAGCGUAGGUCCCAUGGUGAGCGCCCAGGGAAUGUACCGCAAGCCAUACGACGAGGAUAUGAGUCCAUUCGGCAGGAGCUACGCAACAAUGGCAGGCAUCGACCUAGUGCCGCAACAGCACGCAGAAAAAAGCCUUCUGGUACAAUCCUCUUACUAG
Molecule: messenger RNA, 657 nt
Organism: Penicillium subrubescens
Lineage: Eukaryota; Fungi; Ascomycota; Eurotiomycetes; Eurotiales; Aspergillaceae
Product: bZIP transcription factor
Exons: 2
Coding region: 1-657 (218 amino acids)
Biological process (GO): regulation of DNA-templated transcription
Molecular function (GO): DNA-binding transcription factor activity
Source: RefSeq, a predicted model, not a curated record